UGUAAUGUUACCUAGGCCAGUUAUGUCCCUUUAUCUUGGCAACAUAACAACAAUGAUCAAUAAUUGUCAAUUAAUGAGAUAUGUGAUGGAUUUGCAGAGAUAAAUUGAUUUUUCUCUUCGUAUUUGUUCAGGUGUAUAUCAUACAAGACUCAUCAAUAUAUGAACAUUGGCAUAGGGACACACAAAUGCCAAAAUCACCAUGUCACAUAAAAACAAUGUGGCCCCCUGGGAAGAUGUGGAUGAUAAGCCCUCAAAUGGUUGGAAAAAGAACCCUAACCGAGAAAAAACUGAAACUGAAAUUACCAUGAGAAAACCAAAAAAACUUUCUGCAAAACAAAAAUUUAUUAGAGCUGCUAGAUUCGAUGCAUUUUACAAACAACUUGGUUCAAAGUGCAAAGAUGAACACAAAAGGAUUGACUUGGUGUUGGCUUAUCCGAAAGAAGAUAAAACGUUCUUGGAAAAAGCAGAUGAAGACGAGAUAGAGGACUACGAAAAACGGAAUUCAUUACGAGAAAAAUUUGAAGAAGCGAUGAAAGAAGACGGUCUUCAGAAGCAGAGUGUUGUGAUUGGAGACAAUGUCUAUAUCCGCAUACACUGCCCCUUCCGACGACUCUGCCAAGAGGCUGAACGUGUGUCCUUGGAAAUGCCUUUGAAUGGGUGUGAAAGUGAUAACAAAGAAGAUAACACCCCGAUAAACAGAUGGAUCAAAAAGAAGUUCAGAACUGAUAAUGAAGUUGAUUAUAUAAGUGCUCCUUUCAAGAUGGAUAACAUUCACAUAUUUGAAGAUUAUGAUGACCCAUCCAAUUUCUUCCGGCCUGCCAUGCGCUCUCUUCUGGUUGACCACAUGCUGAUCAACAUCGACCUACGGCAUCUUGGUGAAACUGGGUUUAAGAAGGGAAAAAACAAAGGUUCUGUGGAGGAUCCUGAAGGACAAAGUCAAAGCAAACAGGAUGGUGCCAAAACUGCUGGGAACUGCUGGGGCUGCAUUGAUGAAAAUGUGGAACUUGGAGAACUGCAGAAAGUUGGUCUUGACUAUAUGAUGAUGGAGAAGGUCUACACAGAGAAGUUUGUGCUUCAUGAGGAGUCAGCCUACCAUCCAGACAUGUCUAAAGAAGACAAGAAGAAAUUGCCCAAGGAUGAUGAGACUCUCAAACACGACCCUCGGCUGGACCUGACCCUGACCUGGCCGAAGAGCUUCUUCAAGUUCCAACCAUUGUGGAAGAUUCGCAACUAUUUUGGAGAGAAGAUUGGUAUGUACUUUGCCUGGACUGGGGUGCUAAUUUCCACACUAUGGCUGCCCACGCUGUUUGGGUUCGCUGUCUUCCUGUACGGACUUGUGGAGAGCAUACGCAAUACAGCAGAUUCUGCAAGCACAGGACAAAGCAACUCAACCCUCACAGAUCUGUUCGUGAACAUCAAGGGUUCAUUCGACAAUGAUGUGACACCAUUCUUUGCAAUGUUCCUCUGCAUUUGGGGUACAAUAUUUCUGGAGGUUUGGAAGAGGAAGCAAUCUGAGUUGGCUUAUCAGUGGGAUGUCGACCAGUUUGAGGAAAACGAGCCUGACAGGCCGGAGUUCUACGGGACAAAAGAAAGAAUUGACCCAGUAACGAAUGAAGUGGACUGGUAUUACCCAUUCAAGAAGCGAGCAUGGAAGAUCUGUCUCUCAACAGGAACCUUGCUCUUCAUGGUGUGUAUAGUUAUUAUCAGCGUGGUAGGUGUUAUAGUGUACCGUGUGAUUGCGACUGUUGACUACUGCCCUGGCCUCCCAGCAAGCGAGUGCCUCUUCAUCUCCACCCUGCUGUCAUCCAUUAUGAAUGCUGUGUCCAUUCUCAUCCUCGGGAGAAUAUACGACUAUGUAGCAAGGAAACUCACAGACUGGGAGAACCACAGGACAGAUACGAAAUACAAUGAUGCCCUGAUUAUAAAGUUGUUUGCCUUCCAGUUUGUCAACAACUACUCAUCUUGUUUCUACAUUGCUUUUGUUAGAGGGCGUCUUGAUACUGGCAUGUUCGGGAAUGAUAAAUACACAGACAAUUGUGAGGGGACAUGUAUGUCACAGCUCUCGUUCCAAAUCCUCGUGCUCAUGAUCACAAAACCACUCCCCAAGUUUGCUACCGAUGUUAUUAUGCCGUGGGCAUUAAAGUUAUGGCGGAAACACUGUCAGUGCUGUGCCUGCAUUCCUUUUCUAAGAAAACUCUUGAAGAUAAACACCAAGCCAGACUCCGAAAAAUCUUUGCUAGAAAUUGAAUGUGAAAAACCGACCCUCGGAAACUUCACCCUUGGCGAAUAUACAGAGAAAUGCAUCUUGUAUGGAUUGAUGAUGCUGUUUGCAGCCUCAUUUCCCCUGGCCCCGUUGUUGGCAAUCCUGUUUCUGAUGAUUGACAUCCGUGUGGAUGCGUGGAGAAUGCUCUGGGUGAACCAGAGACCUCAGGCUAUCAUUGCAGAGGAUAUAGGUACGUGGUUUGUGAUCCUGAAUUUCCUGAACUUCUGCGGGGUUGUGAGCAAUGCCUUCCUGAUUGCCUUUACUUCCACCUGGGGAAGCAAGUACAGCACGGCCGACAAGCUCUGGAUAGUUAUCGGGUUUGAGCACAUUGUGUUUUCUGUGAAGUUCCUGGUGGCAUAUAUGAUACCAGACGUUCCUGGGUCAGUGGCGCUAGCAAGACGGAAGAAACAUGUCUUAAUUCAAUCAAAAGAAACGUUUUCAAAUCCAAAAGAAAAUGGCGGAGGAAGCCUUGAAGGACAAAGAGAUGCCGCAAUCUAAAAACUUCACACAUGGGAAGAAUAGCCUUGAGUAGAGCCCAUGAGAAGUGAUGUAACUGACUGUUGGGUGGAGGGCACCUACUUCAAUAAGUUCUACUUUUUCUCAACACCAUGUAAUCAUUUCUCAAUGUACAACCUAAUAAUAUUGUAGAAGAACUUCAUGUAUACUUUAUUGUAGUUGUUUAACAGGUGUUGUGAAUAAAAUGACAUCUAUGUGUGGACAUUGAUGAGGAAUUGUGGUUUCAGGGAUAUCAAGGAAACAUCCACAUGUGCAGGCCGGCAGGCCCUGUGUCAUCUGUGCCAAUGUAGAUUUGUGUCAGUGCAUACAUUUGUAAAAAUAUCUUUCAUAAUUCAAUUUUUUAUACCUGUGUUAAUUGUAAAACCAUUCACCAUUGCAAAAUAUUCUGUUUUUAGGUAUUCAUUUUUAGACUGACACCCAAAAGAAAUAUAUGAAUCUUAAAAUUUAAUGUAAUUAAAACAAACUUGAUUUUCUUUUGCAAUUUUGAAGCACAGCUUCUUUUAUGCUGCACUCUCACAGAUUGAACAUUUUGACAACUUUUUUUUUGUCUUGAAAUGAGCCAAUUUUUGCGAAUAUCCAUGGAAACGAGUUAUACAAGACGGCUUACAAAAAUUAGAUUGCAGAUUUUAAUAUUUAAGUACAAAAAUUGAUGUUUUAUGCAUUUUUCAUAAACCGUUAUUUUAAAACGGAAAUAUGAAAAUCUGUGAUCUGAGUUUUUGUCAGCAAUCUUAUAUCACUGGUUUGCAGAUAUUUAUGCAAAAAUUUGCUCUGUCCAAAACAAAAAAUAAAAAAAGUCGUAAAAUUGGUGUAUCUGUGAGAGUGCAGCUUUAACUUGUGUACAGAAUGUUACUAUGUCUCAAAUCUUGUCUGUGAUACUGUGAUAGAUAUACCAGGUACAUUUGCCAUAUCAAAAUAAUUCUAUUUUUUAUAUAAUUUGAAAAAAUAGCAUUGUGAAAAUAAUGUUGUCUUCAUGUUAUCUAAAAUCAAUUGUGUUACAUUUUAUAUAUUAAAGGUAAAUUGUCAUAAUAUUAGCAGGUAAUACAUUAUAUGUCCGCUCAAUUUCAAGAAGACAUUUACAUGUAUUUGUAAACUCAUAUUUCAUAUCCAGUGCUUCAAGUAAGCCAAUUAAGGAGUGUUUUCUUGUGAAUUUACUAGCCUUUUUAAUUGAACAUUCUGCGAAGGUUUUGUUAAGGCUAUCAGUUGGCCUGUGUAAUGAGACGGUUUUAUUGAUGCUACCAAUUAGCCAAUGUAGUGCAUCCUCAUUCAACAGAGGAUUGACAAUGAUUUAUCUAAGGCAUAGCAUCAUUGGUCUGGUUUACAUAAAAGGUGUAAUGAGCUGGUUUUAUCCAUGCUACCAAUUUGCCUGUGUAAUGAGCUGGUUUUAUCCAUGCUACCAAUUGGACUGGAAAGAAUAAAGUUUCAUAAAUGAUACCAAUAAGCCUGUGUAAUUGGAAAAUUUUAUCAAUGAUACCAAUUAGCCUGUGUAAUGGGAAAGUUUUAAUCAAUGCUACAAAUUGGCCGGUGUAAUGUGUUUUAUUAAUGCUAUCAAUUAGUCUGUGUAAUGGGAAAGUUUUAUCAAUGCUACCAAUUAGCCUGUGUAAUGGGAAAGUUUCAUCAAUGAUUCCAAUAGGCCUGUGUUGUGGGAAAAUUUUAUCAAUGAUUCCAAUAAGCCUGUGUAUUGGGAAAGUUUUAAUCAAUGCUAAAAUUUGCAGGUGUAAUGGGAAAGUUUUAAUCAAUGCUACAAAUUGACAGGUGUAAUGGGAAAGUUUUAUCAAUAAUACCAAUUAGCCUGUGUAAUGGGAAAGUUUUGUCAAUGAUACAAGUUGGCACUUGUAAUGGAAAAGUUUAAUCCAUUAUACCAAUAAGCCUGUGUAAUGGGAAAGUUUUAUCAAUGAUACCAAUUAGACUGUUUAAUGGGAAAGUUUAAUCAAUGAUACCAAUAAGCCUGUUUAAUGGGAAAGUUUAAUCAAUGAUACCAAUAAGCCUGGGUAAUGGGAAAGUUUUAUCAAUGAUACCAAUAAGCCUGUGUAAUGGGAAAGUUUUAUUAAUGAUACCAAUUAGCCUGUGUAAUGCCUAAUGGAAAAGAAUUAUCAAUUCUACUUAUUAGCCAAUGUAAUGGGAAAGUUUUAACCACUGCUACAAGUUGGCCGGUGUUAUCAGAGGGUUUAAUCAAUGCUACUAGUUUGGAUGUUUAAUGAGAUUGUUUUUUGUAUUUUUGCUACCUAUUCCCCCCAUGUAAUGAGAUUGUUUAACCAAUGCUACCAGUUUGCCUGUGUUAUGAGGUGGUCUAACCAAUGCCACCAGUUUGCCUGUGUUAUGAGGUGGUCUAACCAAUGCCACCAGUUUGCCUGUGUUAUGAGGUGGUCUAACCAAUGCCACCAGUUUGCCUGUGUUAUGAGGUGGUCUAACCAAUGCUACAAGUUUGGCUGUGUUACCAAUGCUACAUGUUGGGCUGUGUUACAAGAUGGUUUAGUGAAUGUUACCAGUUGGCCUUUCUAAUGAGGUGGUUUUACUGAGACUACCUGUUGGCCUGAGUAAUAAGGUGCUUUUACAAAUGCUACCGUUGACCUGUGUAAUGUAUAAUGCUGACCAAAUAGAAAAAAGGUAGUUACUAAAUUGACAGGAUGGACAUUGUUUAUAAUUAUUGUAUGUUUUAUAUAUAUUAUCAAAAGAGGUUGUGCUAACAUUAUGUCACAUGUGUCUUAAUAAAUCACUUCCUUAUUAUAUAUCUCAGCUUAGUACCUCGGAUCACCAAUGUGAUAUCUGAGCAAUAAGAAAUCUCUCUUUAAUGUUAUAAACGUUUUUCUUACAGAAUAAUUUCUGACAAGUUUAUUUAGAGUUUAUUUUUAGGGUAAUCAUCUUUCGUAUACAUUUAUAUUUUAGGGUAACUUGUGUGACCUUUUACUAUCUGUUAACUUUUCUACUAGUCAUUUAUGAAUAAAAAAUUAGAAUCUUUA
Mya arenaria is the source of this 5736-nucleotide messenger RNA. Its product is annotated as anoctamin-4-like. Gene Ontology annotation, molecular function: protein dimerization activity; chloride channel activity. The transcript has 24 exons. Gene Ontology annotation, biological process: chloride transmembrane transport. The record is from RefSeq and is a predicted model, not a curated record. Gene Ontology annotation, cellular component: plasma membrane. Lineage: Eukaryota; Metazoa; Mollusca; Bivalvia; Myida; Myidae. The coding region runs from base 200 to 2761 and encodes 853 amino acids.